AUGUCUCCGACGACAUCUUUUAGCUUCUCCCUUUACGCUUCCUCUAAUCAUGCUCAGAUUUCUCAACCAAUCGAGAUCCGAACCUUGCUAAAUUCCGGCAACAGAUUCUACGGUUCGAGCUCUUCCUCCCUUACUUCUUCUUCGAUCGCCCCGGAAAAUCUAGUUUUCUCAUCAAGGAAGAAGCAUCUCCCCGUAAAGGUCCAAGCGUUAGCUGCUGAAACUGAACAGCCAAAAUGGUGGGAGAAGAAAGCAGGUCCAAACAUGAUUGACAUUCACUCAACCGAACAAUUUCUCAACGCUUUAAAAGAUGCAGGAGAUAGAUUAGUUAUUGUAGAUUUUUAUGGAACUUGGUGUGGUUCUUGCCGAGCAAUGUUUCCAAAGCUCUGCAAAACUGCACAAGAGCACCCUGAAAUUUUGUUCCUUAAAGUAAACUUUGACGAGAACAAGUCUCUCUGCAAAAGCUUGAACGUCAAGGUGUUACCAUACUUCCACUUCUAUCGUGGCGCCGAGGGCCAAGUCGAAUCCUUCUCAUGCUCCCUUGCUAAGUUCCAGAAACUUAGAGAGGCUAUAGAGAGAUAUAAUGUAGGUAGUAGCAGUGACUAUCCUUCUUUAGCUUCUGAGAAAGUUGAAGAUUCAAGCGUAUAA
Messenger RNA from Arabis nemorensis, 645 nucleotides. Lineage: Eukaryota; Viridiplantae; Streptophyta; Magnoliopsida; Brassicales; Brassicaceae. The record is from the annotation of a GenBank genome assembly.